AGAGAGAGAGAAAAAAGGAGCUCGAAACGAAGAGAGAAGAGGAAAAAAAAAAAAAAAAAAACCUAAAAAGGAAACCUUUCUCUCUCCGUAAAAGAUUUUCCUGGAAAAUCUCUCUGAUUUUCUCGACGGUUUGUAACUAAACGAUCUGACCUAGGGUUUUCAAUUCUCCAAUAGGAGGGAGAAAGAGGGGGAUUCUUUUUGAAUUUUGAAUUCCUGGAAGUGGAUUCGAAAUGUUUAUCGGAUAUGUGAAUUUGUUUCGAUUAUAGGUCCGAUCUUGAAGUUAGGGCUACAAUUUGGAGGGUAAGGCAAUGGAUGUGGAUUCGGGGAUGGUGACAGAGAACGAUCACGAUCAGAGCCACGGUGGUGCGUCGCAAUCUCCUGCGCCGAUGGAGAGGGAGCAUCAGCAGCUAGACAGUCAGCCGUCGCCUGCUGGGACUGCUGGAUCUCCAGGUCCUGCACCGCAUCCUCCGGCUCAGCAGCAGGCUGCGGCCGUGCAGGUGCAGCAGCAGCAGCAGACGCAGGUGGUGGGGCCGAGAUGCGCGCCUACGUAUUCUGUGGUUAAUGCCAUAAUAGAGAAGAAGGAGGACGGUCCGGGCCCGAGGUGUGGCCAUACGCUAACGGCUGUGGCAGCUGUUGGAGAGGAAGGCACGACGGGUUUCAUUGGACCUAGGUUGAUUCUGUUUGGUGGUGCCACUGCGCUUGAGGGCAAUUCUGCUGCUUCAGGGACUCCUUCAUCCGCAGGAAGUGCUGGAAUUAGACUAGCAGGUGCUACCGCUGAUGUUCAUUGUUAUGAUGUAUUAACCAAUAAAUGGUCUAGGAUCAUACCCUUUGGGGAACCACCUACACCAAGGGCCGCACAUGUAGCGACUGCUGUAGGAACUAUGGUAGUUAUUCAGGGUGGAAUUGGACCAGCUGGCCUGUCUGCUGAGGAUCUUCAUGUUCUCGACCUCACCCAGCAACGGCCUCGGUGGCAUAGGGUUGUUGUUCAAGGCCCUGGACCAGGGCCUCGCUAUGGGCAUGUUAUGGCUUUGGUUGGGCAAAGGUAUCUCAUGGCAAUUGGUGGCAAUGAUGGGAAGCGGCCUUUGGCUGAUGUGUGGGCCCUGGACACAGCUGCAAAACCAUAUGAAUGGCGUAAAUUAGAACCAGAAGGCGAGGGUCCACCACCAUGCAUGUAUGCUACUGCAAGCGCACGCUCUGAUGGUCUUCUUCUACUUUGUGGAGGGAGGGAUGCAAGUAGUGUGCCAUUGGCAAGCGCAUAUGGGCUGGCAAAACAUAGGGAUGGUCGCUGGGAGUGGGCAAUUGCUCCAGGCGUCUCACCAUCACCAAGAUAUCAACAUGCAGCAGUCUUUGUCAAUGCCCGCCUUCAUGUAUCUGGUGGGGCACUGGGGGGUGGGCGCAUGGUGGAAGACUCAUCAAGUGUUGCAGUGUUGGAUACUGCAGCUGGAGUUUGGUGUGAUACCAAAUCUGUUGUUACCAGUCCAAGGACAGGGAGAUACAGUGCUGAUGCUGCUGGUGGAGAUGCUUCUGUUGAGUUGACAAGGCGUUGCAGGCAUGCAGCUGCUGCUGUUGGUGACUUAAUAUUUAUUUAUGGUGGUUUACGUGGUGGUGUAUUGCUUGAUGACCUCCUAGUUGCUGAGGAUCUGGCAGCUGCUGAGACAACAUCUGCAGCUUCACAUGCUGCAGCUGCAGCUGCUGCAUCUAAUGUUCAGGCAGGUCGGUUACCUGGAAGGUAUGGAUUUGUUGAUGAAAGAACAAGCCAGACUAUGUCUGAAGCAGUGCAAGAUGGGGCGGUUGUGCUGGCUAAUCCAGUUGCUCCUCCGGUAAAUGGGGACAUAUAUACGGAUAUAAGCACUGAAAAUGCUAUGCUCCAAGGAUCCCGGCGAAUAACCAAAGGUGUUGAGUCUUUGGUUGAAGCAUCGGCUGCAGAGGCUGAAGCUAUUAGUGCUACCUGGGCUGCUGCCAAGGCACGGCAGGUUAAUGGUGAAGUGGAACAGCCAGAAAGGAAUGGCGAAGCAGAUGCUACACCUAGUGGGAAACAAAUGUCUACCUUGAUUAAGAUGCCUGAUUCUGCUGGAUCAAAUAAUGUUGCUUCAGCUGGAGUUAGGCUGCAUCACAGAGCUGUUGUAGUAGCUGCAGAGACUGGUGGGGCUCUAGGUGGCAUGGUCAGACAACUUUCAAUUGAUCAGUUUGAAAAUGAAGGCAGACGGGUCAGCUAUGGGACACCAGAGAGUGCAAGUGCAGCAAGGAAACUAUUAGAUCGGCAGAUGUCUAUCAAUAGUGUGCCAAAAAAAGUAAUUGCACAUCUUUUGAAGCCUCGUGGUUGGAAGCCUCCAGUUCGCCGACAAUUUUUCUUAGAUUGUAAUGAAAUAGCAGAUCUUUGUGACAGCGCUGAGCGGAUAUUUUCAAGUGAACCAACUGUUUUACAGCUGAAAGCUCCUAUUAAAAUAUUUGGUGAUCUACAUGGGCAGUUUGGGGAUCUCAUGCGCCUUUUUGAUGAGUAUGGUGCACCUUCAACAGCUGGGGACAUUGCAUAUAUUGAUUAUCUCUUCCUAGGAGAUUAUGUGGACCGGGGCCAACACAGCUUGGAGACGAUCACUCUUCUUCUUGCUUUGAAGGUUGAGUAUCCUCAUAAUGUACAUUUAAUUCGUGGGAACCAUGAAGCUGCUGAUAUAAAUGCACUUUUUGGCUUUAGGAUUGAGUGCAUAGAACGCAUGGGUGAAAGAGAUGGAAUAUGGGCAUGGCAUCGGAUAAACCGUCUAUUUAAUUGGCUUCCUUUGGCUGCUCUAAUUGAAAAGAAAAUCAUUUGUAUGCAUGGUGGUAUUGGUCGGUCAAUAAAUCAUGUGGAACAAAUUGAGAAUAUACAGCGUCCUAUUACAAUGGAAGCAGGAUCAAUUGUGCUUAUGGAUCUAUUAUGGUCUGAUCCAACAGAAAAUGACAGUGUAGAAGGUUUACGGCCAAAUGCUAGAGGUCCAGGGUUGGUUACAUUUGGGCCUGAUCGUGUUAUGGAAUUCUGCAAUAACAAUGAUCUUCAGUUGAUUGUCCGUGCCCAUGAAUGUGUGAUGGAUGGCUUUGAGCGUUUUGCUCAGGGACAUCUUAUCACACUUUUUUCAGCUACCAAUUAUUGCGGCACAGCGAAUAAUGCUGGUGCAAUCUUAGUUUUGGGAAGAGAUCUUGUUGUGGUACCAAAACUCAUUCAUCCUUUACCACCAGCAAUUUCAUCACCAGAAACAUCACCAGAACGCCACACAGAGGAUACAUGGAUGCAGGAGCUGAAUGCAAAUAGGCCUCCUACACCUACUAGAGGUCGUCCUCAAUCAACAACUGACCGGGGCUCUCUUGCUUGGAUAUGAUAGAUAGAUCCUACUAAUUCCUAUACACUCAUUCCAGGCUCAUGCUACCACCUGGGAUUUCUGGUGUUCUGUAUAGAGCAUGAUGCCAUAUACUGGAAUUUCCGAACCUUGUGUUCUCUCUUGUUUUCAAAGGCUUUAUGACAUUUUGCCUGUCGCCAGUUUUGACCACACAGUAGGCCUUGAGAUGAUGAAGAUGAAAGUUUGAGAUUGGGAUUGGAGGAGGCGGGUAGGUGUUACAUACAAUCAUCAUGAGUUAAAAGUUGCAGUCUGGGAUCUGUAUGCUUUGUAAAUGAAGCCACGGGCAGGUAGGAGCACAGCUUGUGGUGGUUUUUUCUCAUGGGUUGGUACUUGGUAGUGAUGGGUAUUCUUCCUCAUUAGUUGUUUUUAUAAUUUUUGAUAUUCCUCGUUUUAGGUCUAAUAUUUUUUCUCUUUCAAGAGAACAGGAGGUCCCCUAAAUGUAAUGGUGAGAUAUAUAUAUUAUAUGAUAUUAAAAUCUUUGUGGGCGUCCUUGUAUCAUAGAGGUGUUGAUUUGUGUAAUCCUUAGUUCUGCUUUGUACAAUGUAACGUUUGUGUGAAGAUAAACAACUUUUGUCCUACAUAAAAUUAUGGAAGUUUU
Molecule: messenger RNA, 3966 nt
Organism: Rubroshorea leprosula
Lineage: Eukaryota; Viridiplantae; Streptophyta; Magnoliopsida; Malvales; Dipterocarpaceae
Source: the annotation of a GenBank genome assembly